AUGGGUUGUUCAACGCAGCUUUCUGCACCGAGUACGGUUUCCGAGUUAUAUUCUGAAAGUAGCAAAAUAAUCCAAACUUCUCCGUCUUAUGAGUUUUCCUAUGAGAAACCGGAAUUUGAAAUUUAUUUGCUUAGAACCUCUCAUCCAUUCCAAUUUUUAGAAUUGAUAGAUUUUCAGAAUUCAUUUGGUUAUGCAAAGUAUUUCUAUGAAGAAUUGCAACGAAAUGAAUUUACAUCUUUGCGCUUCGUGCGUUGUCAUAUCACGUUCUCAGUUCCUGUUCAGAUCAGGCAAUUCGUAAUCCAUGAAGAAAUCAAUCGUUACCCCAUGUGGGGAUUAACGGCAUGCGGAAACAAUUUUGAAUUCACGAAGUCAUGGAAGUUCAAGAUUAUGAGAGAUUAA
Messenger RNA from Loa loa (African eye worm), 399 nucleotides. RefSeq lists its product as hypothetical. The record is from RefSeq and is a predicted model, not a curated record. The transcript has 5 exons. The coding region runs from base 1 to 399 and encodes 132 amino acids. NCBI's taxonomy places the organism in Eukaryota, Metazoa, Nematoda, Chromadorea, Rhabditida, Onchocercidae.